AAUUCAUCUUCUUCACUGCCACUCUUUUCCUUCUUUACGUUUCUCAAAACCUCAAUCAAUCUCAUUGCUCUCUUUUAAUAUGGAGAAUGUUUGGCGCACUUUCUUCUAGAAUUUCAGUGCUAUUUCAACAAUCACCGCAGAAGGGAAGGAAAGUGACAACCUUUUCGGAGCAAAUUCGAUGCUAAAUUGAUGCUAAAAACGACCUACCGAUAGCAGGGUAUCAUGAUUUGAAUCUUUGAAGCAAAACUUAAUGGACUGUGGAUCGUCUCUUCUUCCGUAUAUAUGGUGCUUCGAGGCAUUGGCAUGCUCUAAUCGUGUGGAGGCAUCUCUUUUACUAGAUUUGCUUAGGAAGACACCACAAAUUAGCAAGGAUAUUGGGAAAAAUGCAAGGGAACGGGGGUCACUGAAAUUUCUAGAGAGUUUAUCCAUUCAUGGAGCUUGUGCAAAUUCUGUAUCGUCUGCCUCGAGGGAAAAAGUUAUUAUUGAUCCAUCUGACCGUUGCGAAGAUGUACUGCGACAAAUAUUGAGCGAGAAAUCUUUAUCGGAUCUGAAAGCUGCUGGACCAGAGAUAUCGAAGUGGGAUCUCAAGCCCUUCAUAGAGCAUCAAAAAUCUAACUUGCCUAGAUAUGCUCUGAAACAGCUGAAGGAUGCAAUUCUUACAGGAAGCCCAUCUAUUCCGUCAUAUAUAAGAGAACAAAGUGGUUUGCCAGUUGGGAGUCAUGCGGAGCCUCAAGCCCCGGCAGAAGAUGGUAAUUGCUAUGGAAGUUCGCCUGGAGCCGAAAGCCACACUGAUGAUGGUAGCCCUUUGCCGAGGGAUUUGCCUGAUGAAAACUUAGUACCGAGGAAAAAGAGAUCGAAUGAAGGUCCAGCUGAACAGUUGUGUAUAACCCGCGUAAGCCCCGUCAAGAAGAAUAAGGUUUCUCAUUGUGACAAUGGACGGAAUAACAAACCUGAGGAGCAGCAGAGGCAAGAACUGAACAUUGAAGAAGAAGGUGGCAAGAAUGAAGCCCAUGACCUCAAAACAACUAAUGAUGAUGUCAAUGGUGGACUUGAGCUACAUAUGGAAAAUGUUGAUGCAGUGGAAGAAAAAUCUCAUGUUUCUGAUGAUAAUGAUGGUAACGAUGAUGGCAAGACUGACACUGCUAGGAAGCAAAAGGCUUUGCACAGUCUUCAGUGCACUUCCAGCCAAGAUUCUUUGGAAACAACUAAUAGUGGAGCUCAAAAUCUUUUAGCAGAUGCAUCUAAAAGAUACAGUAAAGAAAAGUGCAGCUUAGAGAAAGAAACUUGUGUAGAGGUCAUGAAGCAAAAUGGAUCUGCUGGGAAUGGUAAUAGCCAGGGUAAUUCAAUAAAGGACCUUCACGUUUUGCCCCAUCGUGGUACUGGAGUACUGAAUGAAAAUUUUGAUGUCGCAAUGCAAAAUAACGAGGAUGAAACCAGGGAAAAUGACAUGAAAGGUUUCCAUGGGCUCACAUCGAUUCACGAGGACAUUUAUAAGGAUGACCAAAAUGUUCAUAGAACUGUCAGAACUGUUGGUGAAGCUGAAGCUGGUGUACAUAUUUCCAGUGAUGAUGAUGGAUAUCAGGACGAGGAGGCAGCUAUUUCCACUCAGAAGGAAACAUAUUUGAGCUAUCAUUUGACAUGUAGUCAAAAUUCAUUAGCAACAAACGAUGGAAGAGAACUACAUUUUUGUAUGAAAUGUCACAUGGGUGGAGAAUCUGGACAAAUGUUGUCUUGUAUUUCUCCUGCGUGCCCUUUAAUGAUUCAUGAGAGUUGUUUGGAUUCAGAUGUGAGCUUUGACACAAGGGAGACAUUUUACUGCCCGUUUUGUGCAUAUUCUCGGUCGAUAUCCAAGUAUAUGGAAGUUAAGAAAUCUGCCUUCUUGGCAAGAAAGGACCUUGCAACAUUUUUUUCCUUGGGGCCGCAAAAUGAACCAAACAUACAGACCUGUAAAUCAGUUGGGAUGGAUGGAAAUUGUUUGAAACAAAAUGAAGGGUUGCCUAAAAGUAAUGAACCGAAAGAAAUAAAUAUUGUGGAGAAGGUAUUGCUGGACCUGGAAUAUGAGCAGGCAGGGAAUUCAAAGUUGCAUGCUGAUUUCAACCCUCCAUUUGGAAGAAAAACAGCAGACUCAACUGAUAAAUUAGUUCAUAGUUUUAAAACGGUUAAGCAAGAUAUGGAAGGAUCUAGGCAAAAAUCCCAACGCCUGGCAGGUUGCAGACCGAAACCCAUUGCUGCAGAGGCAGUUCGUAACUCUCCGAGUGAAACUGUGGCCUCAGAGACAAGUGGGAGUGCAAAGCAUGCUGAUGUCAGAUUCAAAAAGGGAGUUCCACGCCCACCAGAAAAAAAUUUACCUUGUGAGCAUUUAUGCUCACAAAGCUCUCAAUCAAAUUAUGCAGAUGACUUAUCUGAAGAAGAGAAUGAGGAUUCUGGACCUUCCAAGCGUCGUUUAAGGUUUCAAAAACAAAAAAGGCAAAACUUGCACCCAGCAAUUCCUCAAUUGAAGAGGCGAAAACUCCUGUGGACAAGUGAAGAAGAAGACAAAUUGAAGGAGGGGGUGCACAAACAUCAUCACACUGGUUUUAACAUCCCAUGGACAACGAUUUUGGAAGAGGGUAAACUUACGUUCCAUCCAAGUCGUACUCCCGUAGACCUAAAAGAUAAAUGGAGGAACAUGUGUAACGCCAACUCAAAAUCCAAGAUGAGAGUUUGCUGAUGAAUUGUGGUUGAAUAUACUUUUGCUUCUAGCUUUGUUAGAAGGGCCUAUGUUUUUUAUUUUUGAACUGUUAUGCUUCUUUUGCUUGUAAUUAAACGUUGAGGAUAAUUUGGUACUAUCACUUUAGUGUG
Molecule: messenger RNA, 2841 nt
Organism: Salvia hispanica
Lineage: Eukaryota; Viridiplantae; Streptophyta; Magnoliopsida; Lamiales; Lamiaceae
Source: RefSeq, a predicted model, not a curated record